This is a messenger RNA of Ctenocephalides felis (cat flea), 583 nucleotides long. RefSeq names its product mitochondrial import inner membrane translocase subunit TIM14. Gene Ontology annotation, cellular component: PAM complex, Tim23 associated import motor. The record is from RefSeq and is a predicted model, not a curated record. The coding region runs from base 182 to 544 and encodes 120 amino acids. Gene Ontology annotation, biological process: protein import into mitochondrial matrix. Lineage: Eukaryota; Metazoa; Arthropoda; Insecta; Siphonaptera; Pulicidae. The transcript has 3 exons. Gene Ontology annotation, molecular function: ATPase activator activity.
GUACAAUGUGCAAUUACAUAUAUAAUAAUUAAAUGGUGCUAUGUAAGAUCAGCUUUUAUUAAUUUCAAAUACUAUUGUUACCGCAAUAAAGUCAAAGGCGCAAAGAAUUAUAUAUAAAAUAAUGAAAAUUUCCGGUUAACAAUAUUGUAUAACCUCACCAAAAAAAAAAUACGAAAAAAAUAUGGCUAGUUCAGUAAUUGUUGCAGGUUUAGCCCUUUCAGCAGUGGGUUUUGCUGGUCGUUAUGUUUUACGGCAAAUGCCAAAUGUUUCACAAAAGGUUUCUGAAGCUAUGAAAAAUCUUCCAAAAUUUGAUGCAGAUAGUCUUGCAAAUUCUCGGUAUUACAAAGGUGGUUUUGAAACAAAAAUGACAAAGCGAGAAGCCUCUUUAAUUUUAGGGAUCAGUCCCACAAGCCCAAAAAGCAAGGUUAAAGAGGCAUUUAAAAAAAUUAUGUCUCAGAAUCACCCGGAUAGAGGAGGUUCACCAUAUUUAGCAGCAAAAAUUAAUGAAGCAAAAGAUUUAAUGGAAAGCGGCAAAUCUCAUUAAUUAUAGUAGCAUGUAGAAAAUUAUUAUGUAAUUGUUGGU